AAUCGGGCCCCCUGACUGAUCUGGAGGUUCAGUUGUCCCCAAAACCCAGUGACUGACGUGAGGAUGAACCCAAACGGGGGUUACGAAAUGACCCUUCUGGAAGAGUUACAGGUAGCACGGCCGGGGCUCAAAAGUGCAGUUUUGUGGGGUUUUUUUUUUCCAGUUUGGAAAUCACUUUUUUAGACAGGAACCUCAAGAACAAAGCAGGAGGUGGGUUGUUUUGGUCUGAAACACUCAUCCCUCUCCUGCUGUACUAAAUACUUCCAGACUCGCAUGGUAUACAGUACAGGUGAUGUUAUGGGCUGUUUUAUUUGCGUAUGGGAAGAAAAACCUCCUACAAGUCCGUGGUUUGAGGGCUGUGCCUGAAGGAGGAGGAGGCACGCAGAGGCGUGAUGGCUCGUGGACUCGCGUGGACGCAGGGGUGGAUGAUGGCUGGGAGGGCGUAAGGGAGCUCUCCACCCCCAGCCCCAACUUUUCCCUUCUUGUCGUUGCUAAACAGAGACAUGACGAGGAGGCAGUGAUUGACCGGGGAAGAACGAGCAACACUGUCAGUAUUCGCUAUGAGAAGGAGGAGUUGGAAGGCCACCGGACCCUGUACGUGGGCGCGCAGAUGCCACUGGUUAGGCAGAGCCAGCGGCAUCACCGAUGCCACGGCCAGAAGCUUCGGAAAGGGGAACCGGAGAAGGACUCUGCCCCGACGGAGCAGGGCUACCACUGCUCCCCGUCCCAGCGGGUGCAGUUCAUUCUCAGGACCAAGGAGGACGAGCAGCACGUCCCUCACCGCUUGUUCUCCGAGCUGGAUGAGAUCUGUGUAAAAGAGGGCCAGGAUGCCGAGUGGAAGGAAACGGCAAGGUGGCUGAAGUUUGAGGAGGACGCGGAAGACGGCGGCGAGCGCUGGAGCAAGCCCUAUGUUGGCACGCUGUCCUUGCACAGCCUCUCCGAGCUGAGGAGCUGCAUCAGCAACGGGACGGUGCUGCUGGACGUUUGUGCCAACAGCAUCGAAGAGAUUGCAGAUAUGAUCCUGGCCCAGCAAGAACAGUCCACGGAGUUUGACGAGCACGUGCGGGCGCAAGUUCGAGAAGUCCUUUUGAGGAAGCACCACCAUCAGAACGAGAAGACAACCAACCUUCUCCCCGUUGUCUGCUCAUUUGCUGAUGUGAGCAAGAGGCAGUCAGACCUGCACCUCCUCUACAAGCCAGCCCAAACAAUCACCCCUUGUCCUUCUCCCACCGCUGCAGAAGCUAAAGAUGGGGUGAACCAUGAGAGCAGAGCAAUGGAUUUAAGCAAGGCGGAGCUGCACUUCAUGAAGAAAAUUCCCACCGGGGCUGAAGCAUCCAACGUGCUCGUAGGAGAGCUGGAGUUCCUUCACCAGCCCGUCGUGGCAUUUGUCCGCCUGAGCCCGGCUGUCCUCCUCUCAGGCAUGACGGAAGUUCCCAUCCCAACAAGGUUCCUGUUUGUUUUGCUUGGACCAGAAGGAAAAGGCCAUCAGUACCACGAGAUCGGCAGGUCCAUGGCCACUAUCAUGACGGAUGAGGUUUUCCGUGACGUUGCCUAUAAAGCCAAGAACGGGGCUGACCUCGUGGCUGGCAUCGACGAGUUCCUGGAUCAGGUCACGGUCUUGCCGCCAGGAGAGUGGGAUCCAUCGAUCCGAAUCGAGCCCCCGAAAAACGUCCCUUCGCAGGAAAAAAGGAAGAUGCCAGGAGCUCUUGAUGACAGUGCUUCUCCCAGCACGCUGGAGAAACACGGUGGCCCUGAACUGCAGCGGACGGGGAGGCUCUUUGGAGGUUUGACCCUGGAUGUGAAGCGGAAAGCCCCGUGGUUCUGGAGCGACUUCCGGGAUGGUCUGAGCCUGCAGUGCCUGGCGUCCUUCCUCUUCCUCUACUGUGCCUGCAUGUCCCCUGUCAUCACCUUUGGGGGACUGCUGGGGGAGGCGACCAAUGGCCACAUAAGUGCCAUGGAGUCGCUGCUGGGCGCAUCCAUGGCCGGCGUGGUGUAUUCCCUCUUUGCCGGCCAACCUCUCACCAUCCUCGGCAGCACCGGACCCGUCCUCGUGUUUGAGAAGAUCCUCUACAAAUUCUGCAAGGAGUACACGCUCUCCUAUCUGUCUCUGCGGGCGUGCAUUGGGCUGUGGACCGCCUUCUUGUGCAUAGUGCUGGUGGCCACCGACGCCAGCUGUUUGGUGUGCUACGUCACCCGCUUCACGGAAGAAGCCUUUGCCUCCCUCAUCUGCAUCAUCUUCAUCUACGAGGCUCUGGAGAAGCUGAGUCACCUGCGAGACACCUACCCUGUGCACACGCACAGCAAGCUGGACUUCCUCACCAGCUACUACUGUAAGUGUGAGGCACCGACCCAUCCCAGCAACGAAACCCUGCGUUUCUGGGCGAGCAACAAGAUCGACGUGUCUGGCAUCGCCUGGGAAAACCUCACGGUGACCGAAUGUCGGUAUUUGCAUGGGGAGUUUCAAGGACCUGCCUGUGGACGCGACGGCCCCUACACGCCUGAUGUGUUCUUCUGGUGCUGCAUCCUCUUCUUCGCCACCUUUGCCCUGUCAAGCUUCUUGAAGAAGUUUAAAACCAGCCGCUACUUUCCAACCAGAGUACGGUCCACAGUGAGCGACUUUGCUGUUUUCCUCACCAUCGUCAUCAUGGUGCUCCUUGACUUCGUGGUUGGGAUCCCAUCGCCGAAGCUCCACGUCCCCCACGCGUUCAAGCCUACCAGAGACGACCGUGGGUGGUUCAUCAACCCCAUAGGACCCAACCCUUGGUGGACGGUGUUGGCUGCGCUCAUCCCAGCUCUGCUCUGCACCAUCUUGAUAUUCAUGGACCAGCAGAUCAGUGCCGUUAUUGUGAACAGGAAGGAGCACAAGCUGAAGAAAGGAUGCGGGUACCACCUGGACCUUUUCAUGGUGGCCGUGAUGCUCGGGGUGUGCUCUGUGAUGGGGCUGCCCUGGUUUGUGGCUGCGACCGUGCUGUCCAUCACCCACGUGAAUAGCCUCAAAGUAGAGUCUGACUGCUCAGCUCCAGGAGAACAACUCAAGUUUCUGGGGAUACGAGAGCAGAGAGUCACCGGCUUGCUGAUCUUUGUGCUCAUGGGCUGCUCCGUCUUCUUCACUUCCGUGUUAAAGUUUAUACCAAUGCCUGUGCUUUAUGGCGUCUUUCUCUACAUGGGUGUGUCGUCGCUCAGAGGAAUUCAGUUCUUUGAUCGCUUGAAGCUGGUUUGGAUGCCGGCGAAACACCAGCCGGAUUUCAUCUACCUGCGGCACGUGCCCUUGCGAAAGGUGCAUUUCUUCACGGCGAUCCAGCUGAUCUGCCUCGUGCUGCUCUGGACCAUCAAGGUGUCCCGUGCUGCCAUCAUCUUUCCCCUGAUGGUUUUGGCUCUCGUCUUUGUCCGGAAAGCGAUGGAUUUCUGCUUCUCAAAGCGAGAGCUCAGCUUUCUGGAUGACCUUAUGCCAGAAAGGAAGAAGAAGUUGGACGAUGGCAGAAAUGAAGCCGGAGAAGAAGGAGAGGAGUCCCAGAAGGCGAUGGAAGCUGCUGCUGCUGCUGCAAGUUCAGUUCAGCUGAGCGUGGGGAAGACCAGUGACUUGGAGAUCCCAAAGCAACGCAGUGACAGGACUGAUCCUUCUGAGAUGAUUAUCCUGGAUGAAAUGUCACAAACGCCCGUAUGGAAGGCUCUCACUUUGAAGACAGAAACCCUUUGAAUCCAGGGAGGAAAAAGGAAUCUUGACUUUGAAGGAGAGGAGUGAGAGCGUGACUCGGGGAUGUGCCAACGCAGACAGAGGGAGAAGGCGCUUUGUUUCAGUUGGAGGAUUCCCAUUAAAGCCAUGCAGAUGUUUUCAGUUAUCCUUGGUGUGCUUCAGGCAUUCAGUAUCCCUAAACCAGCAAGCUGAGGUGAACGUCACAGUCAAUGGGAGUUCGGUGGUGCUAAGUCUGUGUGCGUACGUGCGUGUGGGGGUGUGGGUUUGCAGUGGUAGAGGGACUGCUACCGCUUUAUCCUUCAGUGCUCUUCUUUUAAUACCUAAUUCCUCCUCUUUUUUUUUUUUCUUUUUUCCAAAUGUAAACUGGGAAUGUCCAAAAUCAUUUUCUGUUAUAUUUGAUGCCUUCUCCACUUUCUUCUUCAUCACGACCGGGUUUUUGGUCUGGUUUGGGGUCCUGGCUUUAAUUCGCUCUUAUGUCUCUUACUGGUACGAGAGGGAUGCCCUCUGUGGCAGGGCAGCAUAGAGAGCGUCCGAGCAGCUGGCCUAAGGUGAAAGAAAAGCAUUUGCUCCCUGCGCUCCAGUUUUACCUCUCUUGGUUGGUUUGGAUUUUUUUUUUUUUUCGCUUUGGCUCUGCCAUCAGCCUGGGAGCUGCAAAAUGCAGAACUGCCACCUUCUUGUCCCCUGGCUGUAAACUGCAUCUAAGGGAGCACUUCAGGUAUUUGAUUUUGAAUACACCGUAGGG
Molecule: messenger RNA, 4436 nt
Organism: Harpia harpyja (harpy eagle)
Lineage: Eukaryota; Metazoa; Chordata; Aves; Accipitriformes; Accipitridae
Product: electroneutral sodium bicarbonate exchanger 1-like
Exons: 24
Coding region: 293-3697 (1134 amino acids)
Biological process (GO): regulation of intracellular pH; transmembrane transport; bicarbonate transport
Cellular component (GO): plasma membrane
Molecular function (GO): sodium:bicarbonate symporter activity; monoatomic anion transmembrane transporter activity; solute:inorganic anion antiporter activity
Source: RefSeq, a predicted model, not a curated record